AUGUCGGAACCAACAUUCAGUCCAACGGGCCUUCUGGGAGAUAGAUAUGACCUACUUCGACAAGAAAUGGUAGAAAGAUCACGAGCUGCUAUGCAGAGACCAAGAGAAAGUCCAUUCAAUGAUGGUUUGCUUGGGGCUCUUGACGAGUACGAGAACCAACAGGCGGAAAGGCCUCGUGGUCAGAGGAGUUCAUCAGACACUUGGGGAGUCGGUGUGGGAUUGUCGAGAGUUCCUUCAAGAAGGUCUUAUCGUGGGUCUGGUGAUUUUCAGUAUCCCAAUCGACCUAGGAGGACUUCGAGCGUGUCUUCUACCAGAACCGACUCUCUCUACUGUGCACAAACCGGUGUCACUCCGCCACCUCUAUUGGAUAUGUCAUCCACAGUGCCGCAAAGACAACCACCAUGGCGAGGGACGAGUGGCCGUGGCAUAAGAUCCUCUACUGGCCAGCCUUUGCUGUCCCUGGCAGGGAACUCAGGCAGUUCAUGGGAUACUCCUUCUUCCUCGAGUAGAAGCCGUUCCAUGGUUGUUCGUCCUUCCGGUAUAGAGAGAUCUGAUACUUGGCCAGAUGGAGAGGGCUCUACGAAAUUGAAUCGAAGAGUUUCUUCAGCGACUACACCCGCUAGACCCACAGCCAGGAAUGACGCUGCCAGGCUUGAGCCAGUUCGACGAGGAACUCUAAGACGACGUUGA
Molecule: messenger RNA, 690 nt
Organism: Fusarium poae
Lineage: Eukaryota; Fungi; Ascomycota; Sordariomycetes; Hypocreales; Nectriaceae
Exons: 1
Coding region: 1-690 (229 amino acids)
Source: RefSeq, a predicted model, not a curated record